UCGCGGGGGGUAAAGGUCGAGGUCUUUUUUUUCGCUGACUGUAGCAAUGCUUGACGUCAUGGCCAUGCUACGUCACGCGUCGUCUGCUUGAUGCUGAGUCUGCAGCUUGUUGUACCAAUGGCGGCUCGCUGUUCAUUGCCCCUCACAAGCCUGUCCGCAGUUUCGGCGCCAAAUGUCUUCACGCGCUGUAGGGUCACGUGGGUGUUGUGGGCGCUGGCCAUUGGUUGCAGCCCCUGGGAGACAAUGUAGCGAACCCCAGAGCUUAGUGUCCCUCGCGCGAUCUUCCUAAGGUGCUAAGAAGAGAGGGUGGUUGUGACAGGUGAGAGACCACCUGAGCAAGAUGCCGUGUGUUUACACAGUAGCCAGGAGUGACCACACGCUAGGGGUGGAUGGGAAGGCGGGUACUGUGAAGGACACAGUGUCAAUAGAGUGCACAGUGUCUACAUCUAACGUCAGGCUAUGGGCCUCAGGGGCAAGAACUCUGACAGUAUUGCGCAGCAAUGAGUGCUGUUUUUAAUAUUAUUUCCCUUACUAACAUCUCUCAUUACCUUUUCUUUGCUGCGUGGGGUAGUCCCCGGUUUUAUUGCGUGUGCGUGUACGCAAAAGCGUAUUUCUUCACUUUUUCUUUCUCUUUUUCUCAUUUUUAUCUACAUUUUUAUUAAUCUUCUUAUUUGUACUUUUCAUUUCGUCUUUGUUGUGGUCCACGUUCAUCAAAGGUUCGAUAAGUACGUGGUGUCCGGCCUGUGGCUGAGCGAGUGGGUGUGAGUUCGUGCGACUGUGUGGGCGGUUAUGGGCGGGCAUCCGGCGACUAUUGGAGCGAUCGGUGACAGUGUGUAACAACAGCUACACACAUUGCCCGCGAGACAUGACAGGUCCCAGGCCCUGAUGUUUUCACUUCUUCAUGUUUAAUCUCAGCAGCUCACAUGGUCACGUGAUGAGGAAGAAUUAGAUGCAGGAUUGACUUCGUGGUAUUAAACUGUGACAUCAAGAUGUACUUGGAACAACAUAAUUGCAAACAUAUUGCUUCCCUAUAGCUGUCACCGGUACUGGCCAUUACUUGUCACUUAGCCUUUCUUCGUAACAUACUUCACCAUUCUUGUUUUCUUCCUUUUGCUUCUCUUAUUCUUUCUUUUGUUUUUGUUUCGUUUUUGAUAAUGUUCAAUUUAUGAUUUUACAAGAUAUAUUAUGUACAGUUGACGCUACACUUGCGUGGUAUACUGUUCAGCCAGUGAUCUAGAUUGAAAAUAUGAAGCAACAAUCAGCAGUGACACAAGUUCUACUUCCCGGUUCUCAGUGUGAGAGAAGCAACAGUCGAGUCUGCAGAGGAUGGUGUCGACGUGUACAGAUGACAGCAUCUCAUCAAAACACCUCUGUCCGCAGGAUGUCCGGACUGUUGUCGACUCACUGAGCUCAGCAUCUGAAGCCAGUCUCGCGCGUGACUCACGCUCACCUCCUCCAUUUGUUGUAAAACCGCUAAACAUCUGAGUUGUGGUCGUCUCCACUGAUGUACUAGACUACACAUGACUGAUAAAGAGGGAGCAGACCCGUGACAGGUUCCUGUCUGUGUUCAUGAGAACAUUGUAGUGUCACCAAAGUGCUGUGCUCACUAUAGCAUAGAGUCAGUGUUAUGUUCAGUCUGCACAAUGAGGCUACCUUACAUUUUUCUCCUGGUGAAUGUAUUAAAGAUUCAAGAAGCCUGCAGUCUAUUAUGCUCUAAAGGACAGAUCGUGGACAUUGUGGCAGGUCAUCAAACUCCUCUCACGUGUCCCGCAAAUGAAGUGCAGGAAUGGAGAUUACGUCUCGGUAUUCAAAACCCAUCAAUAAUAGCAAAGUGGAAGAAUAAUAAGUUUGAAGUUCAUAAUGACUUUGACGGAUCUUUUAUUAUACAAAAUAAUAGCAAUCAACAAAGUCCGUUGUUGGUCAACGCUGCAAACAACAAAAACAGCGAUGCUUCCAUUCUCAACGGCACUUUAGUGUGUGGAAAUGGAGACACAAGCUGUGGACUUAACUAUGUUUAUCCCGCAGACGGCGUUACAUGCACCACCGUGACGUCAUCAUGGAAUGUCACUGUCACCUGCAGCAUCAGCAGCGCCUACUCCUCUCGGGGAAUUUACAAAUGUCAGCUGAUUCGGCGACAACAGGGUUUAACAGACACAAAUUUAGACACGGUCACCAUGGUGACAACUCCUUCUAAGGAGCCAGUAGCAGGGACUGAGGUCAAAGAGUCGGGGUCCUGUCAGCUCCACACAACCCUCCCCCAACACAGCGGCAGCUACGGCUAUUAUGUGAACAUAACUCCCGGAGGACAAAGCCACGUGGCCAAGUAUUCUCAACAUUACUCAGAAUGGUUUAUAGUCGGUAAGCCGCACCCUUUGUCUUCAGAUAAUGUCAUCAAGGUAAGAAACAUGCAUUUUGACCUCAUGGCCUACCCCAUGCCACACAUCAUGACAAUACUUCCCCUGGCAGGUGAUGCCGACACGUCUGUACAUCCUGUUGAAUCAGUGAUAUCAUGCACUGCCGAUACCCACCUACCUUACAAGUUUACCUGCAACUUCACAGAGAAAGCACCUGGCUACUACCACGUUGUGGUCACCAAUUAUUUUGGUGAUGGAAACUUUACUCUAGAGGUUGAGGAUGAUGACGACACCACGGACCCUAACAUCCACAAUAAGUCUGAAAGCACAACAGUUUUGGUUGCUGGAGUCGUCGCUUUUGUCCUCUUAGUCAUUGUCAUUGCCAUUGUAAUUGUUGUUGUGAAAGGAAAGAAAUCAGGGAAAGGACAGAUACCUCUUCGCAGAGAGGAGUACGAGGAGCCUUUGGACUUAGGUACCACAGCAUCUGUAAAUUUUCUUGGAAAACGACAGAUACCACUUCCCAAAGAGGAGUACGAGCCGGCUUGGGACUUAGGAAAACGACAGAUACCACUUCGCAAAGAGGAGUACGAGCCGGCUUGGGACCUAGGGCCGCUGAAGAUCAACAGACUAUGUGCAAACGAUAAUAGUGAACAUCUACAACAAGAAAACUACUACGAAGAGAUCGAUGAUGGAGUCGUCGUUGCAGACAAAAAGAAAGAGACCCAAAAGGAUAAUAAAGAAUCAACCGAUUCUGAAGAGAUGUACUCUACAAUCGUGUAAUAAAGCUAAUACGCAAUAACAAAAAACAAAUAAAUAAAUAAAGGAAACGAAAAGGAGGA
Messenger RNA from Pomacea canaliculata, 3193 nucleotides. RefSeq lists its product as uncharacterized. The transcript has 11 exons. NCBI's taxonomy places the organism in Eukaryota, Metazoa, Mollusca, Gastropoda, Architaenioglossa, Ampullariidae. The record is from RefSeq and is a predicted model, not a curated record. The coding region runs from base 1644 to 3134 and encodes 496 amino acids.